Messenger RNA from Gracilinanus agilis (Agile Gracile Mouse Opossum), 3379 nucleotides. RefSeq names its product KN motif and ankyrin repeat domains 3 (gene KANK3). Gene Ontology annotation, cellular component: cytoplasm; cytoskeleton. Lineage: Eukaryota; Metazoa; Chordata; Mammalia; Didelphimorphia; Didelphidae. Gene Ontology annotation, molecular function: protein binding. The transcript has 12 exons. The coding region runs from base 162 to 2675 and encodes 837 amino acids. Gene Ontology annotation, biological process: negative regulation of actin filament polymerization. The record is from RefSeq and is a predicted model, not a curated record.
CCGGCGUCGGGGCCGGGAGCAGCUCAGGAUCCUGCUGGAGGCAAUCCUGAUAACCGGCUCAUUUAUCUUUUUCUUUAAUGUGGAGAAAGGAGAUGGGGGAAGCCCCAGCAAUAUAGGAAUCCUUCCAAGUCUCGCCUCACUUUGCCCCCUCAAGAGAGACAAUGGCCAAGUUUGCUAUGAACCAGAACCUGCCAGACCUGGGUGGCCCCUUUCUAUACAGGGACCAGGAUGGUGGGGUUCGAAGUCCAUAUUCAGUGGAGACUCCUUAUGGCUUCCAGUUGGACCUGGAUUUUCUGAAGUAUGUGGAGGAUAUUGAAAGUGGACAAGGUCUCCGAAGCAGAGCCCCACUGCCCACUCGACGACCCCGGGGACCCCGGCCUUCUGGUCCCCGAAGCCCCCGUAGCCCAGGACCUUGGACUUCCACAGAAUCUUUGGCUAGUGAGGAUGGACGGGGGACAUCCCAGGGUCUGGGAGAGUCUGGGGGAGCCUUAUCUUUGGCCCCAGCACCUCCCCUUAGCCUUGGCCUCCUACCACCACCAUCACCACGAACAGCCUCAGGGAGAAACCUCAGAGUGGAGAAGACACUGCUGGAGACAAGUCGUAGGCUGGCACAGGAACAGGAGCAGGCACCUGUCGGCACCGGACUUGGUCCUGGUCUGGGCUGGAGGAGCCCACUGAGCUCUGGCAGAAGUAGCCCCGCCCCAGCUGCCAGCCCAGCCCAGCUACAGCAUGUUCGGGAGCAGAUGGCAGCCGCCUUACGGAGACUGCGAGAGCUGGAGGGCCAGGUGAAGUCACUCCCUGCUCUGCAGCAGCAGCUGCGUACCUUACGUGAGGAGAGGGCUCGUCUGCUACAGGCAGGGUACCAGCUAGGCCCUGAACCUGAGCCAGAACCAGAGCUAGACUCCCCAGCUCGGCCUGGGAAACUCGCUGAGUUACGACGGCUGACCGAAAGGCUAGCCUCAUCAGAGAGGGGGAUCAAGGCCCGAGCUCAGGCCCAUGGGUCUUCUUGUGAGAUAGGAACAUUAGUGGUGCCUGAAACCCGGGAAGUGGGCACGUUAAUGGCGCCUGAGAUGCAGGACAAAGGUGUGUUGGCAGCUUCUGAGACCUGUGAGGCAGGCAUACUGGUCAUACCCAAGACUUGUGAAGAAGGCAUGAUGGCAUUGCCCGAGACCCAUGAGGCAGCCACAUGGGUGACAGAAGAGCUAUUAGGGGUGCCAGAUGCAGCUGAACGGGAACUAGAGAUGCUGAAGAGCAGUCUGGAACACCAGCGUGGGGUGAGUGCUUUCCUGCAGGAGCGACUCCAGGAACUGGAGGCUGUUCAAGUUCUGAAGGAAGAGGAGGCAUUAUCCUGGUCACGACGACAAGAGGCUGCCACCCAGACCCCCAGCCACCUGGGGCAGGGGACCAUGGCUGAGAAGAGCACACAAGCUGAGCUGGGGCCCCUGGAACUGAGCCAUGGAGAGGCUGCCCCUUCUGGGCAAGAGGUUCUCAGUGAAGUGCCAGCCCAACAGAGUAGGGUCAUAGCCCAGGCUGGUACCCUCAGAUCCAUCAUGAAGAAGCGAGAUGGAGCAGCGGAGCCCAGCUCUGGCCCUAAAAGCCUACAGUUUGUGGGCAUCCUCAAUGGAGAGUAUGAGAGUUCUUCAUCCAGUGAAGAGGAAGAAGCCAGUGAUGGAGAUAGUGACUCAGAGCCAGGGGACCCUGAGGGCUCCUCAGAUGAUAGCUCUGGCUCUGCUGGCCACUCUCCACCUCAUUCCCCAGGGAGCAGCUCUUCUGGUGUCCAGAACCAGUCACAGGCUGCACAUGAUGCCCCUGACAACCAAGAGAAGUUUGAGCUGAGUUCCCGCCUGAAGGAAGCUUGUCUGGUGCUCCAGAAGCAGCUGAGCCAGCCCAGGGGCAGCCGGGACCGAGAGGGAUUUUCUUUGUCUUCACAGGCUUCCUGCACUUCACGUCUGGUACAGCAGGAAUGGUUUCGUGUGUCCAGCCAAAAGCACUCCCGCCCUGGUCCUGUGGCAGCCCUCCUGGCUUCCCUGAAUGCACACUCGCCAGCCUUGCUGGCCCAUGUGGUCAACUUGGCAGAUGGCAAUGGCAACUCAGCCCUGCACUACAGUGUCUCUCAUUCCAAUUUUGACAUUGUACGCCUGCUGCUGGAUACUGGGGUGUGUGAGGUGGAUCAUCAGAACAGAGCAGGGUACACAGCCCUCAUGCUGGCUGCUCUGGCCUCUGUAGAUGGAGAUGAUGACAUGGAUGUAAUAAGGAGGCUCUUCAGUUUAGGAAAUGUCAAUGCCAAAGCCAGCCAGGCAGGGCAGACAGCCUUGAUGCUGGCAGUGAGCCAUGGUCGGCAGGACAUGGUAGCUGCCUUGCUAGCCUGUGGAGCUGAUGUGAACCUGCAAGAUGAGGAGGGCUCCACGGCUCUGAUGUGUGCUAGUGAACAUGGACGAGUGGAAAUGGUGAAGCUCCUCCUGGCUGAGCCAACCUGUGACCAGGCUGUCUUGGACAAUGAAGGCACCAGUGCCCUGGCUAUAGCCCUGGAAGCUGGACAGGAAGAAGUUGCUGCCCUGCUGCACGCACAUUUAAGCUCAGCUAAAUCAGGACCUUUGACACCACCAGCUUCUCCAGAUUCUGAAAGCAGCAAUACAGAUGACAAGUGUGAAAACAAGGAUGUUGGGCCUAUGUGAUUGGUCAUAUCUCUCUUGUCUCAUCCCAGCUAAACAUAACUUGAUGUUCUGUUCCUUUUUCACUAACCUAUCUGAUGGAGAAUAGCCUGGACCCAUACAAGUUCCCAAUUUUUGAGAGUCCCAUAAAGUACCUUUAGGGCCUUUUAGAAACUGGGAAAGCAAUUACAACUGAACUCCAAGGUUCUCAGAACUAGGGAUUUGAUCAGAAGAUGAAAUUAAUUAGCUCAGCCCAGCAAUAACUUUGCUUUCUGUAGCUAAAAGCUUAUAACAGGCCAACAGAUCUACAGGAAGAAUCUGAAGAAUUAUUACCAACACUUCUCAUUCUGUGAACAGCUAGUUAUUACCCCGAAAGGGCUCCAUCUAUCCACCAUGCCAUUCUUAGUUCCUGUUCAAUACCAUCAAAGCUCUUCAGUCACUACUCAGACCAAGAGGAAAAAGGAUAAUAGAUGGCACACCAGUUUGGGGUCCAGUGACUUGUACCUGUGUGACUUGCUGCAAGGCCAGGCUUCCAUUUUUAAAAAAGUACCUUCUCUAUAUAAGGUCUCCUGCUUUUGAUCUUGCAAAGUACAAUAAGUUGGCUCUGUGGUCUUGGUCCUCACCCCAGCCCAAGGUCCUAAAUAGCCUGGCUUCAGUCCUGUUCUGAGGUCAGAGAUUCCCAAUUCAAUCUGGGGAAAUGACACUUUCCAAUAAAAAUACAACAAUCA